Penicillium longicatenatum is the source of this 2124-nucleotide messenger RNA. It is a transcript of the gene atm1, whose product is annotated as ATP-binding cassette Fe/S cluster precursor transporter ATM1. The transcript has 7 exons. The coding region runs from base 1 to 2124 and encodes 707 amino acids. Gene Ontology annotation, cellular component: mitochondrial inner membrane. NCBI's taxonomy places the organism in Eukaryota, Fungi, Ascomycota, Eurotiomycetes, Eurotiales, Aspergillaceae. Gene Ontology annotation, biological process: intracellular iron ion homeostasis; transmembrane transport. The record is from RefSeq and is a predicted model, not a curated record. Gene Ontology annotation, molecular function: ATP binding; ATP hydrolysis activity; ABC-type transporter activity.
AUGCUGCCUAGAGCAGUCUCGAAGUGCUGGCGCCCAGCGCUGUACUCACAUCCGCGCACCGCCGGUCGUUUCCCACGCACGAGACCAAUUCCCACUCAACUACGCACAUUUAGCUUCAAUGCUGCGCGCCGAAAUCAACCUACAAACAAUAAAGACCCUCUACCCAAGAAUGAUGCUGUCGCGAGUACCCCGCCUUCGCAACCGGAGAUAGCGAAUGCCUCUGUGGUUCCGCAGCUGGAGGCAGAAGCGGAGGUUAAGGCCCCCAAGAAGGAAUUGCUUAAUGAGGGGGCGAUUGCGAAUAAGGAGCAGCGAAAGGCUGACUGGGCUAUUAUGCGGGAAAUGGCCAAAUACCUUUGGCCUAAGGAUGAUUUGGGCACGAAGGUUCGUGUUGGAACUGCUUUAUCAUUGUUGGUGGGAGCAAAGAUCCUCAAUGUCGAGGUCCCCUUCUACUUCAAGAGCAUUGUUGAUUCCAUGAACGUGGACUUUGCGACUCUUGGAGGAACCGCAUAUACAGUCGCAGGAUCGAUGAUUAUAGCAUACGGAGUAACUCGAAUCGGAGCAACACUAUUCCAAGAACUUCGAAACGCAGUCUUUGCGAGUGUGGCACAGAAAGCCAUUCGAAAAGUGGCCCGCAAUGUCUUCGACCAUCUUCUACGGCUUGAUCUUAACUUCCACCUCUCGCGCCAGACAGGUGGACUGACUCGGGCUAUUGAUCGCGGUACGAAGGGUAUCAGUUUCCUGUUGACUUCUAUGGUCUUCCACGUAGUACCGACUGCACUAGAGAUCUCUUUGGUGUGCGGAAUUCUGACUUACCAAUAUGGUUGGAAGUUUGCGGCGAUCACCACCACCACUAUGGUCGCUUACACGGCAUUCACCAUCACCACUACCGCGUGGCGAACCAAGUUCCGCCGUCAGGCUAAUGCGGCUGACAACCGCGGAGCUACGGUGGCAGUCGACUCACUGAUCAACUACGAGGCCGUGAAGUACUUCAACAAUGAGAAGUUCGAGGUGGCUCGGUAUGACAAGGCCCUGAAGCACUACGAGGAUGCAUCCAUCAAGGUGACCACAUCCCUGGCCCUCUUGAACUCCGGCCAGAAUAUGAUAUUCUCGACAGCAUUGGCAGCCAUGAUGUACCUAGCCGCCGAUGGGGUCGCCACAGGCGCCUUAUCAGUUGGUGAUCUCGUCAUGGUAAACCAACUCGUCUUCCAGCUCUCGGUGCCCCUUAAUUUCCUUGGAUCCGUCUACCGUGAACUACGUCAAUCUCUGCUGGAUAUGGAGACCCUGUUCAAUCUGCAAAAAGUCAACGUGACGAUCCAGGAACGACCAAACGCUAAACCGCUGGAACUAAAGCGCGGUGGAGAGAUUCGCUUCGAAAACGUCACAUUCGGCUACCACCCCGACCGACCGAUCCUGAAGAAUGCUACCUUCACCAUCCCAGCCGGAUCAAAGUUCGCCAUCGUAGGCCCCAGCGGCUGCGGAAAGUCGACAAUCCUCCGCCUCCUGUUCCGCUUCUACGAUACCCAGUCGGGCCGGAUCCUGAUCGACGGGCAGGACGUGCGGGACGUGACACUCGAGAGCCUCCGGAAGGCCAUCGGCGUAGUGCCACAGGAUACGCCCCUCUUCAACGAUACGAUCGCACACAACAUCCGAUACGGUCGGAUCGAUGCAACAGACGAAGAGGUGCAGCGGGCCGCUGAGCGUGCCCGGAUUCACCAGCUGAUCGAGGGAUUGCCUGAAGGCUACCAGACAGCGGUCGGAGAACGUGGAAUGAUGAUCUCGGGCGGCGAGAAGCAGCGUCUAGCGAUUUCCCGUUUAAUCCUGAAAGACCCGCAACUUCUAUUCUUUGAUGAGGCUACUUCUGCCCUUGACACAUACACGGAACAGGCCUUGCUUCAGAACAUCAAUAGUAUUCUGAAGGAUAGGAGCCGGACGAGUGUGUUUGUUGCGCACCGUUUGCGUACCAUCUGUGAUAGUGAUCAGAUUUUGGUGCUGAAGGAUGGCGAGGUCGCGGAGACGGGAUCACACCGGGAACUCCUCGAGUUAAACGGUGUCUAUGCGGAAUUAUGGAACGUGCAAGAACGCACGCAGGACGAGGAGGAAGAGCCAACGCCUCAACAACCCUAG